CCGCUCCAAAGCCCCCAAGCCUUGCCUCUUCUUUGCUCAUUCUCAUGGACCAGCCAUACUCUCCAAGGCGUCAAUCCUUUGGCUAUCUUAAUGCUCCUACGAGAUCAAGAUCUUUCGAUGACGACCCUGAAGAGGAUAUGUAUCCUCCAAGGGAACUGAAAUCCACUCGGUCUCAAACAGAUCUGUUUGUCUCCAUCAACAUGCUCGCCACAGCUCUUGCAAUGUUAUUGCUGACGACGAUCCCGGUUGUAGUAUCCAUCCCAGAUAUCUCAAUUUGGUUUUCAGGAGACGCGCUUUGGAGACUCUUUGACCCGGUCAUUACGCUCCCGUUGAACCUGUCAAUUAUGUUGCAGGCUGAGGUCUUUCAAACCGGAGGAAAGCCUCGUUUUCUUGGCGUUUGGAGUGAACGUACUUUUGCCAUGAUACUUUGGGCUAUCGGUGCUGGAAUUUACGUUCAGGGGCACGGCAUUCAUCUUGCAGCUGCAAUGUUCAAGCAUCCAAUCGAACAAUUCAACCUAGACCAUCCCGAUCUUGUUGCUCAAUACCCUGUUCUGACUGAAAUGUACCUGAAUAUGGAAGAUUUAUGGGAACACAACAUUGCACAUUAUAUGUACGCCUUUGGUGGUAUGUGCAUGAGCUGGGUUCAGCUUUUCAUUUACCGUAAUCAGGUGCAUGGCCCUCUCCGCAUAGGAGCAAAGAUUACCUGGAUUAUCGGCACUAUUCUCUACGGAGCCCUGCUUGCAGGCGUUGCUAUUGAGUUUCCUCAUGGUCUAUAUGUCGGUCUGGUCUACACCGUUGUAAUUGGUACAGUGUGUGUAUGUAUGAUGGUGUUCAACAAGAACGACCUGAAGUAUGGCGGCAUCUUUACAAUGGGAAGGAGAAUGGUUAUUCAAUACUACCUAGGAGCAUGUGUUAUUGGAAUAAUCGUUGUUAUAGCCUGGAUUGCCAAGUAUGGUUUUGCAAACCGUAAGGCGGCUGGUGUUGCAUAAUAUCAUGUCUAGAACGGCUAGCACAUAGCACUACUGUAUUUUUAUUUCAAGAUAUAUAUUUACAUUUUGAUUGAAGGGAAGGAGUAGAGUAUCGAUGGGCUUGUAAAAAAGUAUUGCGUAUUUUACAUUACAAAUAAAGCAAAUGCCUCUCUAAUUUUCAAAUCUCUCUGGCAUCACAGGCUCAAAAUCAAGCUCCAAAGGCAUCUCUAAUCUAGGCACCGUGCCGUCUGGCAAGCAUCCUAGAGGGCAAGCGCUCCAUUUUGACUCGGAGUAAAGCGACCAUCCAUUUGCGUUGCAUUCUGACAUGACUACAUCUUGCCUAUCACUAUGGUUCUCCAGCGCCUAUAU
Messenger RNA from Umbelopsis ramanniana AG, 1337 nucleotides. RefSeq lists its product as uncharacterized. NCBI's taxonomy places the organism in Eukaryota, Fungi, Mucoromycota, Umbelopsidomycetes, Umbelopsidales, Umbelopsidaceae. Bases 45 to 989 code for a protein of 314 amino acids. The record is from RefSeq and is a predicted model, not a curated record. The transcript is spliced from 4 exons.